Symbiodinium natans is the source of this 1950-nucleotide messenger RNA. NCBI's taxonomy places the organism in Eukaryota, Dinophyceae, Suessiales, Symbiodiniaceae. The record is from the annotation of a GenBank genome assembly.
AUGGGGCUGAUGUCGGCGACCAUCUUCUCGGCCAGCUCGGCAACUACCCGGGCGGUGCCGGAGAGCAAAGUGGCCGCAACUUAUUUGCCCCUUAAAAACUUAAGGACCACCCUUUACAAUCCCCUGAAAGGGUUCUACAAGGAGUCUUUUGCAGCUUGCUUUGUGGAACAUGCUGCUAAAACGGCCGAUUUCGUGUCACGCUGCGUGACGACGCAUGCCGUUGUCUCUGCAGGAUGGGCAGUCGCUGGCAUCGACGAUCGCCUGGGCCCUAGAAUGAUGCCCAGACUCUCGUCGGGCUUCCGGAAUCCUAUCGAAGCCGGCAGCGCCCAGUGGCGGGAAGCCUACGACGACGGCACCUACCAUGGGUUCGGAAUGAGCAGCGAGAUGAAAGCCCGGUUUCAGGAGAUCCAGGCCACGCAGGCGGUCGGGCCUCGGGCCCGUGCGCUGGCGAAGAUGCGCGAGCUCAUCUACUGCUCCCGGCCAAAGCUGCUCGCCUACUGGCAACGGCUUGACCACUACGGCCAAGGCUGCAACCGGCCUUCGACCUUUCGUUUCAGCAACGCCGAAGGGCCCGAAAUCACCCAGGUGGUUGCAGAUGACGAGUUCCCCUGGGCCCGGGACCCAGCAACCGGUGUGUCGAGUAUUGCAAGGAGCUUGCUCUACGCCUUCUUCGUCUAUGACCCGGCGAAUGUCACGUCGAGCCGCGCUCCCACGACUCCCUUCGUGCAAUUCAAGGGUUUGAAGGCAACCUCGUCGUCGGAGGAUUUCACCGACGACAAGCUCUCAGCUUACCAAGGCCUGCAGAUCCACUUAAUAAAGUACGAGGACCUGUGGUCACAAGUUGACACGAGCCAGAUGUGCGCCACCUACUACGACGUCCAGGCGGGCCUGAGCCAAGUGCAGGAUCACCUCAUCAUACGCAGAAAUAAAGGGCAAAGCUUGGCUGAUGUCAACGUCUACCGACACCAGCUUCGAUUCGGGAAGAAGGAGCCGGACGAGAAGUUCCUUAUCAAAACAGGUGGGGUGUACUACCUUGUCGUUUCGAACUGUGGUUCGUUUGACCAGGCGUCCAUCUCCGGCCAGGUCAUCGUUAAGAAUAGCCAUGGCUUCCUCCCGGCCAAUGAGUACAGCAAGAUGCCCUUCUACGGCAUUUCUGGCAUCGUUUGCGCUGUGCUGUUCCUCAUCUGGGUGCUGCUGUGCGUGCGGUGGUGGACUGAGCUCUUCAACAUUCACCUGUGUAUUGCCGCGGUCUGCGGCCUGGCGGUGGCCGAGUCAGGGCUGUGGUACCUCUUCCUGGUAGACUGGAACAGCAGCGGCAUUCACAGCAACUUCCUCUUCGCAGCCUCAGUGGUCUUGUCUGUGACCAGGUCGACUGCCUCAUAUAUGCUGGUCCUGCUAGCUUGCUUGGGCUGGGGCGUGACGAAGCCAAUUCUGGACGGCUCUACCCUUUGUCGCAUCCUCUGCUUGUCGUUCAUUUACAUCGUGCUCAAUGUGAUUCGGGAGAUUGUGUUGGCAUACAGCCACUCCCAAGCCAUCCCCAUUCCCUUUGUCCUCCUCUGCCUCGUUCCUGUUUCGAUUCUCAACGGCAGCAUAUUCUACUGGAUCUUCGCAGCCCUGACAGGGCUCAUGGAGACGCUGGAGUCUCAGGGGCAGACCGAGAAGCUGCAGAUCUUCAAGAAGCUGUGGUGGAUCCUUCUGAUAGCCAUCGCCUUCGCGGUGGGCGUCCUUAUGGCCCAGGUGUUUAUCUUCUCCCGCGACUUCCCGGCGCGGUGGGAGGAGCAGUGGAUGUUUACGGAUGGCGCGCCGCAGGUCGGCUACCUCUGUGUGCUUGCCGCGAUUAUGUGCCUCUGGGCACCCAACGAAGACAGCCAGCGGUUUGCGUACUCUGCGCAAAUCGACCCCAACGCGGAUGAGCAAAAGGACAGAUCCUGGGUGUGGGCGCGGGUGUAG